CUUGUGAAAAGUCAAGAACUGAGAGCCAUUGAGUUGCCAUCGACUCCUACGCGGGGUUCUCUUUCAAAUUCCGGAGACCCCACCACCCUGGUUCAUCUUUCUUGCACUGUUCUCAUUUUGAAAUCCAAUCAACACACGUACAGAGAGUUAAAUUCAGCAAUUUAGAGAGUGAACUCAGAUGCUCUAGUGGGAUGAACUGCAAUUAAAUCAAGAAUUUCAAUAAUAAAAAAUCAUGCCUUCAAAUGCGAAGAAGCGAAAAGCUGCCAAGAGAAAGAAGGGAGUAGAAUCAUCAUCCAACAACAAUAGCAACUCUAUUCCACAGGGUUCUACUGCUGAAUCUCAUGGGGAUGAUGAUCUGAAGCACCAAGAUGAUAAAGAGAGUGAUGGUGGAGAGGUUAGCUCUCCUGCAUCUCAGGAACACUGUAGCCACCAGCACUAUUUCACCGAGAAUGAGGAAGUCGAGGUGGAGCAGGAACACAAGACUUCAAAUGUUCUGUCUGUCGAAGGAACGAAUAAUGAGGCUUUUAGAGAGCAAAAAUCAAUGGUAGGGGAUAAGAGUAUUGUUCUCAUUGAAAGGGACUUGAAUGGCGAGGAUGAAUCAGACCGGAAGGACAUAAAGAUUGUGUAUGAUGGGGGCGAGGCCGGGAGUUCUAAUAAUUGUAGUUCAGAUGAUGAGUCUCAUGUUGUUGAGGAUGGUAAAAUUGUCGUUGAAAGUGUUACAUUUGUUGAUUCUGCAAAACUGGACAAUUUUUUAUUCGGGCGACAGGCUGAGGAAAUUGAUGUUGUUUCAGUCGAGGAAGAUAGUGAUUUAGUUGAGGAAACAUGCCCUUUCAUCGACUCGGAGAAGAUCUCAAUACUGGAUGAGAAAGUGCAACUACGUACAAGUGCUAUAUUUGAAUUGAAAGCAAAUGAGAUGGAAAAGUUGAGUUAUGUAGGUGAGAAGGUUAUUAUUUCAGCAACUAUUGUGGAUGUGGUAUCAGAGAGGAAUGAGGAUGUACCAACUGAUCGAUUAAUUGAAAUUGCUGCUGCCACUUCAAAUGCUAAAGAAUGUGGAAUACAAGAAAAUGAUGACAAAUUGACGCCCUCGUACACUGCACCUAAAGUCGAUCCCAGUAAAGAAGUAGAACGUGAGAAAGAUAAUAAAUUUCCUGAGGUGUUGGCAGCUCCUGGUCCCACACAUCCAGUGCAAACUACUUCAUGGAAGAGUUGCUGUGGACUCUUUGAGGCGUUGACAGGGUCUGGUAGAUAGUUCAAGUAGGUGAACAAUGAAAGAAAACUACAAUAUUGGUAAGUAAAUGACUGCAAAUAUCAAACAGAGACUUUAUACAAAACCAAUAUUCGGCUAUUUCCGCAUAAGCAGAAGCACGUUCACGUUGAAGAUUGACUAUUGCAGAAGGCUCGGAUUGAGUUUUGUCAAAAAUUUGUGAUCCUUCGUCUCUAAUGAUCAUUGUUGAAGAAUAAUAGCGAGAGGUACGGGGAAACAUGCAAAGUUAGGUUUUCCUUUGUAGUUUGCAGAGAUAUGUAAGAAUUUCUCUGAUGGUGCUUUCUCAUGAGUUUUGCACUGAAUUGACUUUUCUUUCUUGUUAAGUUUUAACCUAGUUUGGCUGCUUUCGAUUUUCGGCUCUUAAUGAUUGAGUUGUGGUUAAUAUGGUCCAACUUGAUGUUU
Messenger RNA from Olea europaea var. sylvestris, 1666 nucleotides. RefSeq lists its product as uncharacterized. NCBI's taxonomy places the organism in Eukaryota, Viridiplantae, Streptophyta, Magnoliopsida, Lamiales, Oleaceae. The transcript has 4 exons. The coding region runs from base 233 to 1249 and encodes 338 amino acids. The record is from RefSeq and is a predicted model, not a curated record.